Frankliniella occidentalis (western flower thrips) is the source of this 2358-nucleotide messenger RNA. RefSeq lists its product as uncharacterized. The transcript is spliced from 10 exons. Gene Ontology annotation, biological process: synaptic transmission, glutamatergic; modulation of chemical synaptic transmission; monoatomic ion transport. Gene Ontology annotation, cellular component: plasma membrane; postsynaptic membrane. NCBI's taxonomy places the organism in Eukaryota, Metazoa, Arthropoda, Insecta, Thysanoptera, Thripidae. The record is from RefSeq and is a predicted model, not a curated record. Gene Ontology annotation, molecular function: transmitter-gated monoatomic ion channel activity involved in regulation of postsynaptic membrane potential; NMDA glutamate receptor activity. The coding region runs from base 1 to 2049 and encodes 682 amino acids.
AUGGAGAUGAAUAUCAAGCCUUUGACCCCGGGUGAAGACCUUAGUAAACAAUGGAAAAUGUUUCAAUGGCAGUUCGAGGGGUACAUCAUGUUGAGUGACGUCCGCGCGGCCUGGAGUAAAGAAAAACAAGCAAGUGUCAUGAUGCAUUUCUUGGGAUUGGACUGUGCUUAUUUGUAUGACACUGCCACCGCCGCGAUUGCUCGGAAGCAAGGGGAGGACAUUGAUAGCUUUGUGGCCAAGUGCCGAGAGAAGAUUGAACGAUGUGGGUUGCCAGCGGGGUACAACACAGACUUUUGGAUUGUAGAUGCCCUUGUGCACCCCCUGCAAGACCUGACGUUACAGCAACACUUCUUUCGGAUGAAAGAUUUGAAGCUUGAGAAGGUCAUGGAAGACCUCAAAGUUCAUGAAGCAGGGCAACUUCAAGUCAAAGAAAUAAUUACCAAGAAAGUCGCGCAGUGUUCCACAGAGCUGACGCCCAUCAUUGUCCUGCAGCUGGGCGGUCCCCGGGAGCACCGGGUGUCCCUGUGCCGCACGCUCUGGCUGGUGUGGGCGGUGCUGUUCCAGGCGGCCGUCAACGUGGACUGCCCCCGUGGAUACACCGCCAGGUGCAUGGCCAACGUGUGGGCCAUGUUCGCGCUCAUCUUCCUCGCCAUCUACACCGCCAACCUCGCGGCCUUCAUGAUCACCCGCGAGGAGUUCCACGAACUGUCCGGGAUCAACGACACCAAGCUCAACAACCCCUAUUCGCUCAAGCCACCCUUCCGGUUCGGCACCAUCCCCCACGGCAACACGGACGCGGUGCUGCGCCGGAACUUCCCCCAGAUGCACGGCUACAUGCGGCAGUACAACCGCAGCUCGGUGGCGGACGGCGUGCGCGCCGUCAAGGACGGGUCCCUGGACGCCUUCCUGUACGACGCCACGGUGCUGGACUACCUGGCGGGCCAGGACGCGGACUGCGUGCUCGUCACGGUGGGCUCGUGGUUUGCCAUGACGGGCUACGGCGUGGGCUUCCCACGGCACUCCAAGUACCGCCCGCUCAUCAACCGCCUGCUCAUGGAGUACCGCGAGAACGGUGACCUGGAGCGCCUCCGUCGCUACUGGUUCACGGGCUCCUGCAACAACCCCGCGGGCAAGGAGAAGCAGAGCCGCUCGGACCCGCUCGCCUUGGAGCAGUUCUUCAGCACCUUCCUCCUGCUGCUGCUCGGCAUGGCCUUCUCGGGCGUGCUCCUGUUCGGCGAGAACGUGUACCUCAAGUACGCGCUCAAGAGACAGCGGCGCCUCGGCCUGGACGGCCGGGGCAGCCCGCACCACCAGCUGCCGCACCAGGUGCACCCCGAGGACCGGCGGCGGGUGCUGCGCGCCCAGCUGGUGGACCUCAACCGGAGGCAGGACCUGCGCAAGCCGUCGGGCGCCCCGGGACCAGAGCCGCCGCCGCCGCCGCCCAGCAGGGUGGGGAUGUACAUGGCGAGCUGCUGCGCGCUCUUCAGCACGAGCCUGGGCCGGUCGCUGAUGGGCGAGCCCCCGCGGAUGGCACCCGCCCGCCGGCUGCUGCUGGCCGGCCCCCUGGGCGCCCACGAGCAGAACCAGCUGCACGGGCUGCGCGCGCAGCCGCACGACCCGGAGCGCUGCACCGCGGCGCACAAGCACCUCCAGGCCGCCCUCGCCGACGCGCGCGCCCGCGCCGACAAGCUGGAGCGCAUGCUGCGCGGCGCCCAGCAGCAGCGCGGCUUCCAGGGCGUCGUCCAGAGCGUCGUCCCGCAGAUGAGGGCCUUCAGCACGGCCAGCGUGGCCACGGUGUGCAGCAGGGCCAGCGUGGUGCACGGGCCCCGCUGGUCUCCGGACGGCUCCCCGGUCCGGCUGCCCGCCAGCAGGCGGUGCGCUGGCGUGGGCGGCGUGCCCACCCAGCCCGCGAGCCACUCGCGAGGCUGCCCCGCGGCCCCGUCCCCAGGGCAGCCCACGCACCACCACCUCAACAGCGCCGCCGCCUACGCCCUGCGACACGAGGCGGCCGGCGCCCCCACGCCGCCCGAGUUCGAGACUGUUCUCUGAACGACCACCGUGGACAAAGAAACGAUAAUAAAUCCAGCUCAAUUUAUAGGGGAGUCCAGCCCGACUGCCCCAUAGCCGAAUGUCUUAAUGUCCAUAUAUGUAUUUUCUCAUGUUUAUGUUCCAUAGCUCCUCUGUUAUGUUUGAAAAUUGUUUAACAUCUUUUGAGACUUAAUGUUUCUUGUUGAUCUAGAAAAGGUAUGUAGUUUGAAAAAAAAAUCAGAGAGAUUUCCUGGGCCAAUGCAUGUUUUUUUCUCAAUGCUGCCAUUUACUCUUAAGAUUUCUUGUAGAAAAUAAAUUAUUCAGGGUAAA